GCGAGAGAAAUACUUCGAGAACGAGAACUCCAGAGAUGGCUGGCGAUAGCCAACGUCUCCAGCACCCCACUUCGUCCUCUGCCUCGCAAAUCUCUCUUCGCCUUGGAGAAGCCCUCGAAGCUUGCGCAAGCUCGAUAGAGACAAAAGACGUCAUCCAAUCCGAUGAGGCCGUCGCUCCUGUUACCAACCUUCUCCAUUCCAUCAUGGAAUCCUGUACCUCCGAUUUAGAUGAAAUACUACCUGGCAUUGAAGGCUUAGAAGUGGCCCUAGAUGAGAUUUAUCGUUUUCUUUCUUCUCCUGAUUCGAAUCAGAUGGUGGUCGAAGCACUUUCUUUUGAAUUACCGAAGUUGGUUAUAAAGUUUGCGCCUUUGUCAGUAAAGUGUGGGGAGAUUGCUGGGAAAAUCAUCGAACACUUAGUUUCUGUCUGUAAUCCACGCGAGAUGCUCUCUGUUCUCUGUGAGGUGAGCGCAUUUUGAGUGAAUAGGGGAUUUCGUUGCAAUGCGGUUGCUUUAUGGUAAUUUUUUAGGGGGACUUGCUAGGCCAAUAUCUUGUGGUUGGAGCCAGACAGCUCAACCACUUGGCCAAGAAUCGCUGCCUGGUUUGUGGCAAUUAAUUUUUUGCCUAUUGCUUCUGUGAUAUACAUUGCUUUCCUAAAAAGUAAGAACUGUUGUUUUUGUUAA
Messenger RNA from Dendrobium catenatum, 680 nucleotides. RefSeq names its product aberrant root formation protein 4. Gene Ontology annotation, molecular function: ubiquitin-protein transferase inhibitor activity. NCBI's taxonomy places the organism in Eukaryota, Viridiplantae, Streptophyta, Magnoliopsida, Asparagales, Orchidaceae. The record is from RefSeq and is a predicted model, not a curated record. Gene Ontology annotation, cellular component: cytoplasm. The coding region runs from base 36 to 476 and encodes 146 amino acids. The transcript has 2 exons.